This is a messenger RNA of Arachis stenosperma, 315 nucleotides long. RefSeq lists its product as uncharacterized. The coding region runs from base 1 to 315 and encodes 104 amino acids. The transcript has a single exon. The record is from RefSeq and is a predicted model, not a curated record. NCBI's taxonomy places the organism in Eukaryota, Viridiplantae, Streptophyta, Magnoliopsida, Fabales, Fabaceae.
AUGAAAAAGGAGUAUUUGAGUUCUGACACAACAUGUCAAGCUAAUGAGAAUGAAGAUGUACAACAAGAGUGGUUCACAUCAGAGUUCCUAAAUGACAUCAAAUGUUCGGGACUAUCCAAUCACAAGUUGACUUUAAAGGCAAGAGUCGCUGUAAUGCUACUACGAAACAUAGACCAGAUUUCAGGUUUAUACAAUGGGACAAGAUUAAUAAUUAACGAACUUGGCAGCAAUAUAAUUGGAGCGACGGUAGUGACCGUUAGAAAUAUUAGAGAUAAAGUGUACAUUCCAAGAAUGAAUUUGAUCCCUUCAGAUUAA